Messenger RNA from Paramuricea clavata, 678 nucleotides. The record is from the annotation of a GenBank genome assembly. Lineage: Eukaryota; Metazoa; Cnidaria; Anthozoa; Malacalcyonacea; Plexauridae.
AUGGGAAAUCGUGUGCUCGAUCACAUUAUUUUGGAAGUGAAGUCGGCAAAAUAUUUCUCGGUUUCUGUAGAUUCAACCCCAGAUGUAUCUCACGUUGAUCAGCUCACCUUCAUUCUACGGUACGUUUUGCCAUCGGGUCCUGUUGAACGGUUUGUUACCUUCCUGGACAUGCAAGGUCACAGUGGGCGGGAACUAGCGGAAAGCUUGCUUAAAUUCUUGAGAACACAUGGCAUUGGUAUAACAAACUGCCGAGGUCAGUCAUAUGACAACGCGAGCAACAUGAGUGGUAAGUAUAAUGGCAUGCAGGCCAUUAUCCGACAACAUUGUGAGAUGGCUCAUUAUGUACCCUGCGCUGCACAUUCUCUUAACUUGGUUGGUCAAUCUGCAGCAGGUUGCUGUCUGGCAGCCAUUGCCUUCUUCAAAUUUCUUCAAGGAUUGUAUUCCUUUUUUUCUGCUUCAAUGCAUCGCUGGAAAGUUCUAAAUGAUAAACUUGAAAGCAUAAGCCUUCCAACUCUCAAACGCAUGUCUGAUACUCGCUGGUCCGCACGCGCAGAUGCGACAAAAGCACUAGUGGACGGAUAUGAUGAAAUUUGCGAUGCCUUGGCGGAACUUGCUGACGACGUUGAACAGAAAGCUGACGCCCGGGAAGAAGCCAGUGGUUUUAUGUCGACAAAAUGA